Molecule: messenger RNA, 998 nt
Organism: Annulohypoxylon truncatum
Lineage: Eukaryota; Fungi; Ascomycota; Sordariomycetes; Xylariales; Hypoxylaceae
Exons: 2
Coding region: 100-702 (200 amino acids)
Source: RefSeq, a predicted model, not a curated record
UCUAAGACCAUAAUUCAAGAUCUUAAUUGAACACCUACGAAAUUCAUUGCCAUAUUUCGCAAUAAAAUCAACAUAAUCGCUUGAACAUAGACAAACACCAUGGCACCAUCACCCGAGACUCUACGCAACAUCGCCGACCAGGCGGAGCAAGAUCUGAACACUUACGACGCCAAAACCGGUUCCCACAAGACCUCGUCACAGGAUGAUGCCGGUGUAGACACGAGAGCAGAGAAGAAGUUCCCCGGCGCCGAGGUGCGAUACGGUACGGACGUAUCCACCAACGCCGGUUACAACAAGCGAAUCCCGCCCGAGGAGGGCGGAGAUGUCGAUGCCCGCGGAAGACAAACCCGCGGCCAGCACUUCGAAGGCGAGGGAGGCCCGCAGGAAAAGGUAGAGCGACAGGCCCGCGACUUCGGCGGCAGCAACGAGUUCAACCCGGCCGGAAGCAACCGGCGCGAAGUUGGGUCGAGCGUCACGGACCCAACUGUGGGGUACAACCGGAGCGAGGCGAUGAACGAGGGAAGAGAAGCUGUGCAAUCCAACCUCGAAGGUGCUAAGGGCCAGCCGCGCAAGCAGUUCAAGGGAUCUAACUACUUCACGCCGGAGAGCGUGCCAGGUAGUAUUUCCGCUGAGGGCUACGAGGCCCCUGAGAGCGUGACACAGAGUUCGCGGGAGGCGGAACAGGGCGGACCCUAUGAGUAGGGGGCGGAAAUCGGAGCGGGACGAAAAUGGUAUUAAGAGGAAAAUGUUAACAAAUAAAUGAUGAAAGACAUUACCAAUGAAGCAUCUUAUCGUGAAGAUCGUUCGUGCUGUAAUCUAGGCCAAUUCUGGUUACUCCGGCGGUCCACCUAUUAUGCAACCAUCUCUCCUUGCAGAAGUAGCUGUUCGGUGGCUGCAGCCGCGAUAAGAUCUGCAUCACUAGUCUACUGAGCCAUCGUGGCUUGCUGUUGUCUCACCCGAAGGCUCGCCGUAUUAGGUACUCUCUUCGUCCCCUUCAG